AUGGCUGUUUCUGAGGCAGCCCAUCUGCCUGCAGGACAGUUCUCCCAAAUCAGGACCAGGAGUGCUCUGGACAACUCUCGUCCUCUCCCUGAGCUCAUCCUGCACUGCGUGGAGUUGGGCAUCCUGGGGACCCGCAGGGCAACACUGCUCACAGACAACACACAGGAAAUGGGUUCCCCUGGACAGGAAGCUGGCUUUGCUAAGGAGGUGGAGGGGAAGGGGCAGAGGGGUAACCUGGGCAGAGCCCCGCCUCUGCCCCUGGCCCUGGGAAGUGCUUCUGCCCUGGAGGAGGCUCAGCACAGAAGGAGGAAGGUCAGCAGACCUAACAGUCACAGCAGCUCUGACAAGAGCAUUCCUGGAGCCCAAACUCCCCUCCACGGAGGACAAGCAGGCAGCAGAGACCAUGGGGUCCCCUCAGCUGCUCCCCAUGGAGGGCACAGGCCCUGGCAGGGGCUCCUGAUCACAGCCUCACUUUUAACCUUCUGGGACCUGCCCACCACUGUCCAGUUCACUAUCGAAGCCCUGCCGUCCAGUGCUGCAGAGGGAAAGGAUGUUCUUCUACGGGCCUGCAAUAUUUCAGAAACUAUUCAAGCCUAUUAUUGGCACAAGGGGAAAACGGCAGAAGGGAGCCCUCUCAUUGCUGGUUAUUUGAUAGACGUUCAAGUAAAUAUCCCGGGGACUGCAUACAGCGGUCGAGAGAAAAUAUACUCCAACGGAUCCCUGCUGUUCCAAAACGUCACCCUGGAGGACGCAGGAUCCUACACCCUACGAACCAUAAACGCCAAUUAUGACUCCGACCAAGCAACUGGCCAGCUCCACGUACACCAAAACAACGUCCCAGGCCUUCCUAUGGGGGCUGUCUCUGGCAUCGUGACUGGGGUCCUGGUCGGGGUGGCUCUGGCGGCCGCCCUGGUGUGUUUCCUGCUCCUCGCCAGGACUGGAAGGGCCAGCAUCCGGCGUGACCUCAGGGAGCAGAGGCCCCCAGCCUCCACCCCCGGUGAAUGUCCCUUCAGCCCAGGCCACGGUCCCUCUCACAGAUCUGCCUUCUCGUCUCCUCUACCUGGCCCCAGGACAGCCACUCCCCUGUAUGAGGAAUUGCUACACUCUGACGCAAACAUUUACUGCUGGAUUGACCACAAAGCAGAUGUGGUCUCUUAGGUUCCCCCAGGAGCUGCUCCUGUGGGUUGACGGAGGUACCCAAAGACUCCAGCCCUGGGGACAGGGAAGGACAUGAAGCCUGAGCCAGAGAACCAGCUCUGAGUCCUGAGAAGACACUGGCCUGGGGACAGGGAGGAAAGGGGCCUCUCCUAAAUAUCUGGAGACCUGACAGGCUGCCCUGGCCUCUGGAUGGGCUGGGAAGAAGGCCUCCCAUCACCACAGGAAGCGGGGGCUUUUGCAGGGAAAGUGAAUGGGCCUGUGGCCCACUCAGGGUCACCAGGAAAGGAUAUGAAUAAAGAGCACCCUUCCUCUCAUUGGCUCUUUUUCUGCUCAUGGGAACUUAGCAGAAACUCACUUGAAACUCCAUGUCCAUUCUCUCCCGGGUCACACAGGGAAAAUAUCAUCUUCACCUUAUCUCAACCCCAGUCUCUCUUCCCUGGGAGGCAGAAAUAGGGGGUUGGGGGUCAAACUGGAGUGGACCCUACACAGGAAAGGGUGGGAUUCACAGGAGCCCUGCCCAGCCAGCCGAGCGCUCGGCUGUCCUCACACUGCCCCAGGGACCAAGGCCAUUCACAGCCCCAGCCUGGGUCCCUCUGUGAAUGCACAAGGUGUCUCAGGAGUGCGGAAGUUGGGGCCAUCUGAUGUCCACACAAAGGUGAGCAAUGCAGGAGCAUCCAUGGGUGGUGCAGAUCAUGGGUGUGACCCCCACACAGCCUCCAGUGUCCUGAGCCCUCCUGCCCUCUUCACCCAGGCCCUGGUGUCCCAUCUAUCACUGUCCUCUGCAAAUGAGCUUGCCUGUCCCCAAAUCCAGGAUCCUGUGUGCUUAGCCCUGGCCACCAGGUUCUCCUCUGUCCCCGUGGCUUCGGCUCAGGACAUCUUUAUCCCUGGUGGGACACAGAGAGGGGCUGUCAGAGUAACCAAGGUGAAUACAGACCCAUAAGUCAGUCCUUGAACACUACCAAGGACUCUAGCCCCUCAUUGCCCAUCAGUUCCCACUUUACCCUCCGGCAUGGAUCUGACUGAGCAGCCAACUCUUUACACAGGAGUGUCCAGGUGAGAGGAGCAGGGCUCCCCCAUCUAAAGCUCGUGCAGGCUCCCAUGGUGAUGGGAAAACCUGUCUGCUCCUCUCCCUGGCCCACAGCCCUGCCUCACCUGCAGCUCCUCCACACACCUGGGCCAGCGGUUCUCAGCCCUUCCCUGAGGGCCCCUGGAAGGGUGAUGGUCUCAUGUAGGUUCACUUGAACCAAGUGCCACCUUCCCACAAACAAGCCAGUCCCUGCACUAAAGCACAGAACCACAUGGUUCCCAAGGGUGUUCUGCCACUGCCACGGGUUCUUCAUCAUAUGAGACGUAAGAAAACAAUCGGCAAUGGGUUGUUUUACAUCAGGAUUUGCAUCGGGAUUUAGCUCUAAAUGACCCCCGAUCCCACCUGCACACAGCAUCAGAUGAGACAAGAUGAGGCCUCUUUAGUUUCCUGUUGAUGCUGUGACAAAUUCCCACAAGCUUAGUGACAUAGAAACCUGAACCAAGGUGCCCACAUGACUGUGUUCUUUCUGAAGAGCUCGUUUCCUCUCCUUUUCCACCUCCUAGAGGCCCCCUGCAAACUUGACUGUGUCCUCUUUCUCCAUCUUCAAGGCCAGCAGUGCAGCAUCUUGAAACCGUUCUGUGCCGUUUCCAACCCCACAUCUCCACCUCCUCCUGCCUCCCUCUGUCACUUUAAAGGAAGGAGCCUUGUUAUUUUGGAUGCACCUGGGAUAAACCACAAUAACCUCCCCAUCUCAUGAUCCUUCCUUUAAUCUGUAAAGUGUCCUUUACCAUGUGACAUGUCCACAGAUCUGGGGAUGAGGAUGUGCACAUGUUUGAAAUGCCCUUGUUCUGUCCAUCACUCCUCUCAAGGCCAUCUUCUCAUCAUCGUUCACCACAAACCACACACGGGCACCUGGAUGGCGUCAUCCUGACUGUGGCGUCAGUUCCUGCAGUGACAUCCCCAGCACCCUCCAGGUCCUAAGAGAGGAAGACGGAGGGCUCUCCAUGCCCCUAGUACCUCUCCACCUUCUUCUUGGUGACAUGCUCGGUUGCUAAGAAUAAAAGAGAGCAGAGGUGACUGAAAGAUCACAACUCACCGGCCCUUCAGUAGUUCCUGGACAUCAGCACCACGGACAGUGACCCAGUGAGGCUCUUUUCCGGGGUGGCAGCAGGGAGCUUGCAGAUAGGAAGGAACUGCAGGAAAAACUGCCCAUUCUAUUCUAUAUGAGAAGGACUGUAAGAAAGAGGAAGCUAUUACAGAGAUAAUGCUAUUAUUCUCCAAUCCACAAAUUGCAAAACAUU
This is a messenger RNA of Cercocebus atys (sooty mangabey), 3486 nucleotides long. It is a transcript of the gene CEACAM4, whose product is annotated as carcinoembryonic antigen-related cell adhesion molecule 4. The record is from RefSeq and is a predicted model, not a curated record. Gene Ontology annotation, molecular function: protein tyrosine kinase binding. The transcript is spliced from 9 exons. Gene Ontology annotation, biological process: regulation of immune system process; signal transduction. Gene Ontology annotation, cellular component: cell surface; plasma membrane. The coding region runs from base 1 to 1158 and encodes 385 amino acids. NCBI's taxonomy places the organism in Eukaryota, Metazoa, Chordata, Mammalia, Primates, Cercopithecidae.